This is a messenger RNA of Megalops cyprinoides (Indo-Pacific tarpon), 1497 nucleotides long. RefSeq names its product pseudouridine synthase 1 (gene pus1). Gene Ontology annotation, cellular component: nucleus. Gene Ontology annotation, biological process: tRNA pseudouridine synthesis; mRNA pseudouridine synthesis. The transcript is spliced from 6 exons. The coding region runs from base 120 to 1418 and encodes 432 amino acids. NCBI's taxonomy places the organism in Eukaryota, Metazoa, Chordata, Actinopteri, Elopiformes, Megalopidae. The record is from RefSeq and is a predicted model, not a curated record. Gene Ontology annotation, molecular function: RNA binding; pseudouridine synthase activity.
CUUGCUAGGUAGCGAGCUUAGUUAGCUAUGUGUUUUGCCUGCUGCUACAGUAUGCAAAUCCAGCCUGAACUGUGCAACCAGAGAAUGGUCCGGUCGAAACGACUGAAGGUUUGACAAAAAUGAAGUUGAGUCUGCUUUUGAGUACUUUAUCAACCACGCGUGUAUUGACAGGAGUCAGAAGCAAAGGCUGGUCUGUCAAGCGCAAGGAGUUUCACUGUUUUCAAACGCCCGGAAAGCUAAGAGGGGAUUGCGUGAAUGAUGAGCCGGCGGGGGGUAGAGACGUGCCGGAACGGGCCGUGGAGGAGAACGGAGACGCGGCAGACGCUGUGGGACACGAGGAGGGGAGGCUGGAAGUCGGCGAAGGCCAAUCGACAGAAGAGAAGAGAUUCCCCAAGAAAAAAGUGGCCCUGCUCUUGGCGUACUCUGGCAGAGGAUAUUACGGCAUGCAGAGACACGUGGGCUCUUCAUUUAAGACCAUCGAAGAUGAGUUGGUCACAGCCCUGGUGAAGGCGGGCUGCAUCCCAGAGAGCCAUGUUACAGAUAUGAAGAAGAUGGCAUUCCAGAGAUGUGCACGAACAGACAAGGGUGUGUCAGCCGCUGGGCAGGUCGUGUCCCUCAAGCUGUGGCUGAUUGAUGACAUCAUCGCCAAGAUCAACACUCACCUGCCAGCGCAGAUCAGGGUGCUGGGCCUGAGACAAGUGACCGGAAGCUUCAGCGCCAAAUUCAACUGCGACGCCCGGUCCUACUCCUACCUGCUUCCCACCGUGGCCUUCUCCCCCAAAGAGCAGGACCCCGACGACACCGGCUUCCGGCUGGGGAGGGAGACCAUCCAGAGGGUGAACCGGCUGUUCUCCCUGUACGAGGGAACCCACAGCUUCCACAACUUCACCUCUCAGAAGGGCGCGCGGGACGCCAGCGCCCGCCGCUUCGUGAUGGCGAUGGCGUGCGGCGAGCCCUUCGUGCGGCGGGGGGCGGAGUUCGCCAUCGUCACGGUGAAGGGCCAGAGCUUCAUGAUGCACCAGAUCCGCAAGAUGAUCGGGCUGGUGAUCGCCGUGGCGAGGGGCUACGCGCUGGACAGCGUGCUGGAGCGGAGCUGGGGGGAGGAGAAGGUGGACGUCCCCAAAGCCCCGGGCCUAGGCCUGGUGCUGGAGCAGGUGCACUUUGAGAAGUACAACCUCCGCUACGGCGCUGACGGGCUCCAUCAGCCCCUGGACUGGACCCGGGAGGGGGAUGAGAUCGCGGCCUUCAAGGAGGAGCACAUCUACUCCAGCAUCAUUCGGACGGAGCGGGAGGAGAGGUCCAUGCAGGGCUGGAUGGCGACGCUGCCCAUGCACAAUUUCGAGGCCGCCGGGACAGGGGUCCAGGAGGGAGGAGACGCUGGGCAGGAUGACAGUGAAGAAGCAAGUGGAUCGGAUUAGACUUCCGCUGAAACUAUGGAUAGCGACUGGUUCCCUCGAGUCUCAAGGAGAGUUUACCCUCUCCCCCCGGUUACGCUGA